ACAACUCAUUUGUUUAUUUAUGUGCUCCAUAAAAAUUAAACUGUAGCGCAUUCUUCCUCCGGGACGCCAAAUGAUGUGAAAGAAGCAUAUUUUGAAGUCUCACUCCUCUUUUUUUGUUUCACGAGUUGCCUUGACGGAAACACCAUGGGUCGGCUGGAUGAUGCUGCCAAACGCAAAGUGGUGGAACUGAGGAAGGCCGGUCUUAGUUUCCGCAAGAUUAAGGCAGUGCUGGAGUUGGAAAACAUCAAGGUGUCUGCACAGGCCAUCUACCUCUUCCUAAGGGAGUUCCAGGGCAGGCGACCAGGCAGGGUCAGACCUUUGAUGAUUGGUAGCAACACAUCGCCAGCAGAUAUACAGAGUCUACCUGGAGGUCUGCAAGAGAGCUGGAGCAACAUACGGCUCCAAAACCUGCUGCGGGAUGUGUCUCAUCAUGUCGGCUUGACUGCUGCAAACAGGUUUGCUAAAAAGGCAUCCACUGACCCGGAGACCAAUGCAAAAGCAUCUGGGUCUGGGGAAAGCAGCGGAGACAGCAGGCCGGUGCAGCAGCAGCAGCAGCAGCGUAUGGAAGAUGGGGAAGAGAAUGACAUCCAAAUUGUGAGCGUCACCUCUCUUGCACAGAACAGUCAACGAAGAGCCGACACGAUUGCGACAACAUCUUCAUCCGGAACAUCGUCUUUGGCCUUCACCAGGCGGCGAGUCACUCCUUCUCCGGCCACCAGUUCCAUGUUGGCAGCCCGUAAGCGGCUUUUGGAUAAAGCACUGACACACAAGAUGAAGGUGGCAACAUUGUUGAGGAGAGAUCAUGCAAACGUCACAAGUUCAGAUUUAACUGCAAUGACGCAACCACAACAGGCAUCAGCAUCCUCACAUUAUGAUCUGACUACAGAAAAGACUGGACUGGAGGAUGGUGGAGGAAACACAGCCAGGCGCUUUGUCGCACAGAGACCAGGUCUGCCCCUUCGUUCCGUGCACACUCUGCCACGUGCUGGAAUCCGUCUUCCUAACCGCCCGCCAGCUCCUUUAACUUCCGUCCGCUUGCCGGCUUCCGGAGAUCCAGGGCCAUCUUGUAACGAGGGUAGCCAGCCGCAACAGGUAAUCCAAGACCUGAGGGGUGGUCUACAGGAUCAGAUCCAGACUCUAGGCAGUGAGGUGCGCAGCCUGGGCCUGGCGGUGAAGAUGCUGGUAGAGCAGCAGAGCCGCCUGGAGAGGGAGCAAGCGCAGCAGACGCACAUCCAAAAGCAGAUACUCAGCACCUUGCAGACCCUCGCCUCCAAAGUGGGACCUUGCAGCAACGUUCAGCCGCCGCAAAACAAAACACCUUCUCCUUCCUCCUUGCCCGCCACCUCUUCAUCCGCUGCCUUUAACCAAGAUACCUUUAACUUCAGCCAAGUCACAUUCAGCCAGUGCAGCCAAACCCAGGCAGCCUUCGACUCUUUAGAGAGUUUAGAACCUGUCGAGGCCUUUAAGCUACCGGUCUUGAGCCCCGCCGGUAUGAACGGAUUCCCUCCGUGUAGCAGCAGUGAGAGCCUCUCACUCACUCACACCCCGCCUCAAACUCAAUCGUACAUGGCCGCAUACCCUCAGCAAAACUGCCUCAUGCCCCCUUACGCUCAGUCUUACGUGCCCACGUACGACAGGUCACAUACGUACAGAGAGGCGGGAAGCAGCUGCUCCAGGAGGACUAAUCAGGACUGCAGUGUGUCCAUGCAGGAUGAACACCUCAAUAUUAUUAAAGUGGAGGGACCCUAAAUUGAUGUUAGCUAUUUUUUUAGAAGAUAUUUAUUUUCUAGGUAUAGUGGAACCUCUGAAGUUGAACACGUUACUGUCUAGUUCCAAAUCGCCCGAGUGCAGCUGGGAUAGGCUCCAGCCCUGUUUUCGGAGAAAAAUAUUUUAAAGUUUGCGAAUUUGCCCAACCUUCGAGCCUGUUGUGUUUGUGAGGGACAGGAUGACAAGCUGUGACUUGCUUGGAGAUGUCACCCCUGCUGGUGUGCAUUUAUAGAUAGCUAGACUCCGAAUAUAAAACACAUAGGUUUCAGACUUUUUUAUCUUAUAUUUGGGUCUAUACGGUACAUUGCGGAACCCUGGUCAACCUCCAAUUUUAUUUGAUCAUAAAAACUUUAUUUGCUGUACAGGCAAUGUUUUAAAUAAUGCAAAAUGACUCAUGCAUUGAUUAGGACAACAUAAAAACAUGUGUUCUUACUAUAACACAUUCAUAGGGAUGUAACGGUAUCAAAAUCCCACGGUACGAUAUUAUCACGAUAUUAAGGUAUAAUAUUAAAGUUAAAGUACCACACUAGGUGUGGUGAAAUUACUCUCUGCAUUUGACCCAUGCCCUUGUUCCACCCCCAGGGAGGUGAGGGAAGCAGUGAGCAGCAGCGGUGGCCGCGCUCGGGAAUCAUUUUGGUGAUUUCACCCCCAAUUCCAACCCUUGAUGCUGUGUGCCAAGCGGGGAGGUAAUGGGUCCCAUUUUUUAUAGUCUUUGGUAUGACUCGGACGGGGUUUGAACUCACGACCUACCGAUCUCAGGGCGGACACUCUUACCACAAGGCCACUAAGCAGGUAAAUUAUUGUGGUAUAUGUUUAAAAAAAAAUACUUAAAAUGCCAUAGUGUGCAAAAUGAAGUGGCAGAAAUGUUUAGAAUAAACACACUUACUGCAAUUGAACACACACAUAAUGCUAAAAAUAUUUUUAAGUACAAAUAAUUGUGCAAGUACAACCACUAUUUCAAGCAAAUAUUGAAAAAAACCUCACAGUUGCAUGUCUUUAAAGUGACAAUGUAAAUAAGCAUCCGGUGUAAAACAAUGCUCACUUAAGUGUCUUUCAACUUUUACUUUCUGAGAACCAGUGUCCUCUAGAGUGGAUAUGUUUAUAUCCAUCCAUCCAUUUUCUACCGCUUGUCCCUUUCGGGGUCUCGGAGGGUGCUGGAGCCUAUCUCAGCUGCAUUGGGGCGGAAGGCGGGAUACACCCUGGACAAGUCGCCACCUCAUCGCAGGGCCAACACAGAUAGACAGACAACAUUCACACACUAGGGUCAAUUUAGUGUUACCAAUCAACCUAUCCACAUGUGCAUGUUUUGGGAGAUGGUAGGAAGCCGGAGUACCCGGAAGGAACCCACGCAUUCACAUCAGUUUGGAAAAUGCUGUUUUGCAGAAAGGUUAACUAAUAAUUUAACUUGUAAUAAUACAAAUACCUCACAAACUGAUGUUUAGCUUCACUGGCUUCUGGGUGGCGACUUGUCCAUGGUGUAUGCUGCCUUCCGCAUGAUUGCAGCUGGAUGGGCUCCAGCCCCCCCUGUGGCGAUCGAGAGAGACAAGUGUUGGAAAAUAAAUGCAUUCAUUAAGGAUUCAUUAAGUAGCUUUUCAGUUUACUCCUAUUUCCGGCGGUGUACAGUUUUGUGGGUGAUUUCCAUGUGGCGUGACCGACUGGCUCUCUGUCAACUUAGAAACACUCCAGACGAAAGUGGCGUGCUUUUGCUUUGCAAAAUGCAGACUUUACCUUAACCAAAGAGGUCAUGUUUUCACCAGUGUUUAUUUGUGUGUUUGUUUGCGACAUAACUCAGUUAUGGAUAAAUGUUGAUGAAUUUUUCAGGAAAUGCCCCAAAAAACCAAACACAUUUAAUUUCCUUGUCGCCCCGUGCUGUGCAGAGGAUUCUGGGAGAUGUAUUUUAUUUUCACACCCGGCCAAUGCUAAAGCGGCAGAAAAAAACUACACACCAAAUCUUUGUUUUGAUGCCGUCACACGACAUUAUUGUGAAGACUUUGAAACCGCAAUACCGUUACACUCCUACACAUUUUACAUGUUUGCUAAUUUGCCCAACCUUUGAGCCUGCUGUGUUUGUGUGUGAGUGACAGGAAGACAAGCUCUGACUUGCCAGGAAAUACUUCUUCUCGCACCACCUGCUGGCUUGCCUACUGUAUAAAUACAUAGAUUCUAAGUAUAAGAACACAUAUUUUAUCUUAUCUUUUAUUUGGGUCAAUACGGUAAAUUCCGAAACCCUGGUCAAGCUCCGAUUUAUUCUUAUUUAUAAAAAUUGUAUUACUUAACAGGCAUUUUUUAAAUUCUAUUUUUUAUUCAUGUAAUUGGGACAACUUAAAAACAAUUUACCGUAUUUUUCGGACUAUAAGUCGCAGUUUUUUCUAAUAGUUUGGCCGGGGGUGCGACUUAUACUUAGGAGCGACUUAUGUGUGAAAUUAUUAACACAUUACCGUAAAAUAUCAAAUAAUAUUAUUUAGCUCAUUCACGUAAGAGACUAGACUUAUAAGAUUUCAUGGGAUUUAGCGAUUAGGAGUGACAGAUUGUUUGGUAAACGUAUAGCAUGUUCUAUAUGUUAUAGUUAUUUGAAUGACUCUUACCAUAAUAUGUUACGUUAACAUACCAGGCACGUUCUCAGUUGGUUAUUUAUGCCUCAUAUAACGUACACUUAUUCAGCCUGUUGUUCACUAUCAUUUAUUUAUUUCAAAUUGCUUUUCAAAUGUCUAUUCUUGGUGUUGGGUUUUAUCAAAUACAUUUCCCCAAAAAAUGCGACUUAUACUCCAGUGCGACUUGUAUAUGUUUUUUUCCUUCUUUAUUAUGCAUUUUCGGCUGGUGCGAUUUAUACUCCGAAAAAUACGGUAGUUUCUCACUUCUCAUCCUAAAAAACUUAAACAGGUGGUUGUCACUUCACAUUAAAACAUAACACAGCUUUCUUUCUGGUGAGCACUUUCUUACUAUUCAACUAUUGUUAUCAUCAAGACCAGGGGUGUCAAACGUACAGUUCGCGGGCCGGAUCGGGCCCGCAAACAGGUUUUAUCCGGCCCGCGGGAUAAGUUUGCUAGUUAUAAAAAUAAGCCAACAUUUUUGAAUUAAAGAAAUGGCUGUUCUAAAUGUGUCCACUAGAUGUCGCGAUAACAAUUAUUUGUAUCUUUGUAGAACAUGCUACAUAUGUAAAAAAAAAACAAAAAAAAAACAUGAUGUUAGUGCACCAGUCGAGGAAAAUGAGCAAACUGCAUAAAUAACAUCCUGUAAUUUGAUUUUGAUAUACCGUAUUUUUCGGAGUAUAAGUCGCACCGGAGUAUAAGUCGCACCUGCCGAAAAUGCAUAAUAAAGAAGGAAAAAAACAUAUAUAAGUCGCACUGGAGCCCGGCCAAACUAUGAAAAAAAACUGCGACUUAUAGUCCGAAAAAUACGGUAAUUGUUUUAUUUUGAUAGAUUAAAAAUUAACACCAAUGAGUUGACUGAUGAAUAUUCUCACAUAUUGUAUUCAGAAAGUAUAAAUAACGACAAAUAAAGAUAGAAUACUAUCAACCGCAACAUAUAAGUGUAAAAAAAAAACAACAACAUUAUGUUUUGUACAUUUUCAGAAUAUGCUUGUUCUAUUUUUAAACAAAGAAAACAAUCUGAAGUUGUCUUUAUUUUUAAGUUAUCGUGCCGUGAUUUUACCAGUCCGGUCCACUUGGGAGUAGAUUUUUUAUCAAUGUGGCCCCCGAUCCAAAAUGAGUUUGACACCCCUGAUCAAGACAGUCAUGUUGUACUAAGCA
This is a messenger RNA of Nerophis lumbriciformis (worm pipefish), 5516 nucleotides long. RefSeq lists its product as uncharacterized. NCBI's taxonomy places the organism in Eukaryota, Metazoa, Chordata, Actinopteri, Syngnathiformes, Syngnathidae. The record is from RefSeq and is a predicted model, not a curated record.